AUGCUCGAUCUCAGUCGGUAUGAAUGGAACAUCAGCGCUUCCAUGUUGAGGUGGUUGUCUAAUGCCAGUAAUCUUGAACACCUCGAUAUAUCUGAAUGCUGGAUGACGGUGUUUGAUGCUGAGGCGCUUUCAGUUGCUUUGGGAGCUCUGCAUAAUUUGAGGAAGCUAGUUUUGGUCGAAACUCGAAUAGCAGGACAAUUUUCUACAAUUCUGAAGAAUGUUAGCAGAAUGUUGCAACAUUUAGAUUUGCAAUGGAAUUUCUUCUCAUCUGGAGAAAUUUCAACAAUUUUGUCGAUCCUUCCGUGCCAACUGGAGUUCUUAGCUUUAGACGGUAAUAACAUCUAUGGGAGAAUCCCAGAGAUGUUAGGGAAUUACACAAGCUUGAGACACUUGAGUAUGUUCUACACUCGAAUAACUGGAGAAAUUCCAAGAACAAUAGGGAAACUUAUCCAUUUGGAGCAUCUUGAUUUGUCUAUAAAUGAUAUAACAGGAGAGAUGCCAUUGAACGUAGGAAACCUUACAAACUUGGAAGAGCUAUAUUUGAGCGAAACCAACAUCACAGGAUCGAUACCAGAGAGUCUUGGUAAUGUUAUUUCCUUGAAGUAUUUGAAUUUGUUGGGAAAUAAGAUUACUGGAGAAAUACCAAAAACUUUGGGGAGUCUUCAAAAUAUGCUACAAUUAGAUUUACACGGCAACUUUCUCACUGGACAAAUACCAACAACGAUUGCCAGAAUUUCCAAUCUGUGUUAUUUGGAUGUAUCAGAGAACCACUUAACUGGAGAAAUACCAACAACGAUUGACAGAAUUUCUAACCUGAGUUAUUUGGAUGUAUCAAAUAACUACUUAACUGGAGAAAUACCAACAACUAUUGGUAGAAUUUCCAACUUGUGGUAUUUGGAUGUAUCAGAGAACAACUUAAUUGGAGAAAUACCAAAGACUUUUGGCCGCCUAUGCAACCUAUGGAUGCUAGAUCUGUCAUUAAACAAUAUCAUCGGAGAGUUAGCAAAUCUACUUGAUGGCUUAUCUAAUUGUCCACAAGGAGCAGCGUUAUCAUACUUAAGCAUUGCCGACAAUAAUAUGAGUGGAAGUAUUCCAUCCAACCUUGAACUGUUAGCUCACUUACAGGAACUGGACCUCUCCUCAAAUUCUCUACAAGGACAUUUCAGGGCUAUGUUUCAAGAUUAUACCAAUUCUAAACCAUGCCAUGAUAAUAAUCUUCAAUGUGCAAUGGGACCUAUGGGCUCUUAUAGAUCAAAGGAUAAGAUCCUAAUAACUGCCAAAGGAUCAACCUAUGAAUACAUUAUAAUUCUCUCCCUCGUGACCAGCAUAGACCUAUCGCAUAAUAAUCUUUCUGGUGAAAUCCCAAACGAGCUAAUGAUGCUUCGUGAUUUGCACUUCCUAAGCUUGUCCAACAAUCACUUGACCGGUACAAUUCCUGAAAACAUUGCCGUUUUGACAGAGUUAUUUUCUCUUGACUUGUCAAUGAACAAUCUCACUGGCACAAUUCCCUCCAACUUAUCUGCUCUAAACUUUCUCAGUCACUUGAAUCUCUCUUUCAAUAACUUGUCCGGAAGAAUCCCAACCGGGAAUCAAUUUUUAACCUUCGAUGACCCUGCGAUAUACGCUGGCAACAAGGACCUUUGUGGUUGGCCACUACCCGAGUGUCCUAGUGAUGAAGCCCAGCGAGGUCCACUUCAUGCAAGAGAUGAUGAUGAUGGUAAUGGCAGCAAGCUUGAAAAAGUUCUGGAUUAUGCCUUCAUUGCUAUGGGAUUUAUAGUCGGAUUUUGGGCAUAUUGGGGCGCAAUGAUCAUGAAAAAGUCCAUCAGAAUUGCUCUCUUCCAGAUGGUGGACAGGAUUUAUGACUAUGUGCAACUCGCAGUGAAGUUUGGAAGGUGA
This is a messenger RNA of Zingiber officinale, 1896 nucleotides long. Its product is annotated as LRR receptor-like serine/threonine-protein kinase FLS2. The transcript has 2 exons. Bases 1 to 1896 code for a protein of 631 amino acids. The record is from RefSeq and is a predicted model, not a curated record. NCBI's taxonomy places the organism in Eukaryota, Viridiplantae, Streptophyta, Magnoliopsida, Zingiberales, Zingiberaceae. Gene Ontology annotation, molecular function: protein binding.